Molecule: messenger RNA, 294 nt
Organism: Opisthorchis viverrini
Lineage: Eukaryota; Metazoa; Platyhelminthes; Trematoda; Opisthorchiida; Opisthorchiidae
Exons: 2
Coding region: 1-294 (97 amino acids)
Source: RefSeq, a predicted model, not a curated record
AUGAUUUUCGGUCAAGGAGACGGUACGCUGGUAGGCUGCUUCAAUCAGGUUUCCCGUGAUCCGUCAUUGCAUCAACAGACAAUCAAAUCGGAUCGCAGUUGGGGUGGUGGCGAUAAGGACUGGGUUCAGUCGAGCUCACCGCGCUUUCCACUGCAGUCAUCUAAAGGGUAUCUCCUACGGUUAAUCACCAGACAACCCAUCAACGAUGCGUUCAUCCACAUACAUGGGGACCGAAUGUUGGCAGCAUCGAAGCGUCGUUUUGAUUCUGUUGCUCGAAAGAAUAGCUACCUUUAA